Molecule: messenger RNA, 663 nt
Organism: Lithohypha guttulata
Lineage: Eukaryota; Fungi; Ascomycota; Eurotiomycetes; Chaetothyriales; Trichomeriaceae
Gene: SNF7
Product: ESCRT-III subunit protein snf7
Exons: 3
Coding region: 1-663 (220 amino acids)
Biological process (GO): vesicle budding from membrane; late endosome to vacuole transport via multivesicular body sorting pathway
Cellular component (GO): multivesicular body; cytoplasmic side of plasma membrane; ESCRT III complex
Source: RefSeq, a predicted model, not a curated record
AUGUGGGGAUGGUUCGGUGGCCAGGCGGCUCAGAAGAGACGAGAUGCGCCAAAAAAGGCCAUCCUCGGGCUACGAGAACAAUUGGAUAUGCUUCAGAAGAGAGAAAGGCAUUUAGAGUCGCAAAUGGCGGAAGCAGAUGCCACAGCGAGGAAGAACAUAAGCACGAAUAAAACAGCCGCCAAAGCCGCACUCAAACGCAAAAAGCUACACGAAAAGACCCUCGAGCAGACCUCGGCCCAAAUCGCACAGAUCGAACAGCAAAUCUACAGUAUAGAAGCCGCCAACAUCAAUCAGGAAACACUAAAUGCUAUGAGAAAUGCUGGGAAGGCAAUGAAGGAGAUUCAUGGGGGCAUGACGAUCGAUCAGGUAGAUAAAACCAUGGAUGAAUUGAGGGAGCAGCAACAACUAGGAGAGGAGAUCGCAAACGCCAUAACGAGCGCACCGAUUGGAGAGCCGAUCGACGAAGGCGAGCUGGAAGACGAGCUUGAAGGACUGGAGCAGGAGAUGCUCGACGAGCGAAUGGUGAAGACCGGCACGUUGCCAGUUGGGGGAGAGCUGGAGAGGGCGCCGGCUGUUCCUAGUGGGACUGUUGCGAACAAGAAGGUACAAGAGGACGACGAGGAGGAAGAACUACGAAAGUUACAGGCGGAGAUGGCUAUGUAA